This is a messenger RNA of Drosophila serrata, 1605 nucleotides long. Its product is annotated as serine protease 42-like. Gene Ontology annotation, biological process: proteolysis. Gene Ontology annotation, molecular function: serine-type endopeptidase activity. NCBI's taxonomy places the organism in Eukaryota, Metazoa, Arthropoda, Insecta, Diptera, Drosophilidae. The record is from RefSeq and is a predicted model, not a curated record.
CCGGGUGCGGUUUUUCUGGAGAAAAACACACGCUUUUGCAUCGCAAUUUGUUGUUACUUUCCAAUAAAUAUUCAUGGGCUGUGCAAGCGCCAUGUGCCACCAUCUCUGCUUCCUGGUCGCUCUCAUUCUGUCAUUCUGCUACGGUUUUGCCCAAGACCUGCCACCUGUGGCCUGCCCAGGUAACUUUAAAUACCUGGAGAGAAACGAUCGAAUCGUGGGGCAGGUGUCCGUGGUCCUAGAUGCCUCCAAAGCGAAUCUCGUGCAGGUCGAGCUCUCCCAGCCGGAUGUAACCGCCGAGGGUGACCCGGGCGAAAUUAAAUUAUUGGGCAGCGAUGCCUCUGUGAGGCACAAGCUGCAGAACAAUGAGAAAAUCAACUUUCUGAUCAAAUUUCCCUUGCCGAACGUGGUGCCCAAGCUCACAAGGAUUAUCGUCAACUCGGAAACCAUUUGCCAGGCUUUACCGUAUGAUCCACCUAGUCUACAAAUCUUCUUGGCGCAUACGGUGAGCACAAUCAUUCCGCUAGCCGCUCAACCCUUUCCAAUGCCCCAGGCGAUACCAACCUUUGAUGGUCCUCGGCUGCUCCCGGCUGUCACUCCGCGCCCUCAGCUGCCGCCUCUCCAGAUGCCGCCUCCCCAACUGCCGCCUCCCCAACUGCCGCCUCCUCAGCACCUGCCACAGCCAACUCAGUCGGUGACACCAACCAACCCUCCACCGAUCCGUCGGAUAAAUGACGCUCCCCAAACCCUCGGGCAGCUUAACACGGUCUGCGGAAGGGAAAAGCCCAUUCAGACGGCUUUUAUCCACUUUGGCGAUGUGGUGCAGCGAGGUCAGUUCCCCUGGAUGGUGGCUCUGCUGGAGCGCAUCGGGAAUGAGUAUAGCUUCACCUGCGGCGGCACCCUGAUCUCCGCCAGAACGGUGAUCUCGGCGGCACAUUGCUUCCGCUUUGGAAGCAAGAGUCUGUCAGCAGCACGCACCGUGGUCUCACUGGGUCGCAAUAGCCUGGACAUAUUCUCGCCCGGUGACUUGCAGGGAGUGUCUCUGCUGGUGCUCCAUGAACACUACGAUGUCAAUACAAUCACUGACGCGGACUUGGCACUGCUGCAGCUGACUAACCAAGUUCAAUUUACCGAUUUCGUCAAGCCCAUCUGUUUGUGGAACGAAAACUACCUGCUGGACCUGCCCUCCGGCCACAAAUCGUACGUUGCAGGCUGGGGCGAGGACGAGCACGGAAACAAGAAUACGCGGCUGGCCAAGAUGACGAGCACGGACAUCAUCACGCAGACGGAGUGCCGGGGCAACCUCACCUUCGAGAAUGUGCGAUAUGUCACCUCGAACACCAUCUGCGCCAGCAACGCGAAGGCGUCGGGUCCUUGCAGCGGCGACUCCGGCGGAGGCCUAAUGCUGGAGGAGCAGGACAUCUGGAUGCUGCGCGGAGUGGUCUCCUCUGGACAGAGGACGAGCAAGGGUUGCGACCUGACCAAGCCAGUCAUAUACACGGAUGUGGCGAGGCACAUUGACUGGCUGCUUAGGACCAUGUGGUUCUGAGGGAUCACUAGAAUAUUGUGCCAAAAUAAAUUGUGGAGAUGGGAUUGAUAUGGAAACUA